Molecule: messenger RNA, 1218 nt
Organism: Rotaria sordida
Lineage: Eukaryota; Metazoa; Rotifera; Eurotatoria; Philodinida; Philodinidae
Source: the annotation of a GenBank genome assembly
AUGUCAAAUACUCAUCCAAAAUUCGAAUUGAUUGUACCAUCGGCAUCAACUUUUGAUCCAAUUAAUUUAGAAUCCGAAAUUCUUCAAUUAUGUCUUCAAUUUCCUAAUGGUGUUAGUAAUAAAAUUCUUGAAAAUUCAUUUCCUAAUAUCACAUUAGAACAACGUGUUAAUGCUAUAAAUCGUCUAUUAGCAUUACAUAAAAUUGAUUUAUUAACAUCUUCAACAGAACCAGGUACAUAUAUUUAUCGUAUACGAGAUCAAAUAAAUAAAUCAAAUUCAUCAAUAUCAAUUGGUAAUGAAAUAACAGAUCCAAUGGAAAGAACAGUUUAUCAAAUAGUUGAAGAAAGUGGAAAUUUAGGUAUUUGGAUGCGUGAUAUUAGAUUUAAAGUAAAAUUAUCUCCAACAAUACUUAAUAAAAUACUUAAAUCAUUAGAAAGUAAAAAAUUAAUCAAAGCUGUCAAAUCAGUACAUGCUAAUAAAAAAAAAGUUUAUAUGUUAUAUGAAUUAACACCAGAUCCGUCUAUUACCGGUGGUACAUGGUAUUCAGAUCAAGAAUUUGAAGCAGAAUUUGUUAGAAUUUUGAAUGAACAAUGUGCACGUUUAUUAGAUGAACGACGUGAAGAAUCAAUAGAAAAAUUUCCAAAUGAUCCGUUUCUACAACGAACAAGUUCAUUUAUGUCUAGUUCUGAACUUGUUUCAGUUAUUAAUCAAAUGGGUAUUUCUACAGUAACAUUAACUGUACAAGAUAUCGAAUCAAUAUUAUAUACACUUAUUUGUGAUGGAAAAAUUGAAAAAAUGAUAGUAGCUUCAACGACAAUGAAUGCAAAUGGAACUAAACAAAAUUUAUAUAAAUCAAUUAAAUCAAUGAUUGACUCAGCACCAAUUCAAAAUAUAUCGAUAGUAAAAAGCAAUGAUUAUCAUAAACAACAAGCAUGUCGUUUGAUUAAUAAUCAAUUUACUAAACGAGAUCAUCUCAAAUCAAAAAUGGAAGUAAUAAUUGAACGUCCACCAGAACUUAUUCAUGAUGGUAAAACAGUAACAUUUAGAAAAGAAGAUCAUCAUAUAAUUAUUGCUAAUUUUCCUUAUCAUCGUCGAUCAAAAUCUGAAUCAGAUAAAAAUAAAAUAAAUAGAUUUUAUCUUAUUAUCAAUUCCAAAAUAGAUUCAUUUUCGUUAAAUCUUAGACAACAAAUACCGAUAGUUCAACAAUUGAUUAAAUAA